AUGAAGAAAGAUGACAUGCCCAAGAACAGCAGUGGCAGCGUCGUGGGGGUAGUGGUUGAUGGUUGGAUGUGGGGUGGGAAGUGGGGGGAGGGUGUAAUUAGAAAAGAAAAUGACGAAGAAGAAUUUACGGGCGAAACGGACACGGAGACCAAUCCAGCGGUGGCGGUGGCGGCGGUGAGGUUUAACGAAGCGCAAAAAACGGCGUCGUCGGAGAAAAGCGCUUUUUCAAACAGCAGAGGACUGGAUAUAAUAUGA
Messenger RNA from Macrosiphum euphorbiae (potato aphid), 255 nucleotides. Lineage: Eukaryota; Metazoa; Arthropoda; Insecta; Hemiptera; Aphididae. The record is from the annotation of a GenBank genome assembly.